AUGAGGGCUGAUGUUAUAGUUCUUACCGUUUUAUUAAAUUUUGUUAUUCCUGCACAAUGCCUGAUUUCCAAUUUGGAUACAAUUUCAAAAGAAAGUAAUGCCAGUAUACUUUUAAAUUUUCUAAAUCUUUAUUCAACUAUAAUCAUCUCAAGUCAAUCAAACAUAGAUCAUGAUAUUGUUUUUUCGAACAAUCCAAAAAGAAUAAUUACUAACUUUACAAACAAUGGUUUGUUACACAAAGAUGAAGAUAUUAUAUUUGUUGAAAGAAAUGUUGACGAUUUUCAACGAACCUUAAAUUUAUUUAACAAAUCGAAUAGAUGGCAUAGCAAAUCUAAAUUUCUUGUUAUUUUAGAAGAACAAAACAAAGAUAAUGAUAUAGUUACACUGUUUCAAAGUCUAUGGCGUGUGAACAUUUACAACGCUGUGGUAGAUCUAGGAUCUAAUAGAUUCUUUACCUGGUAUCCGUAUGCAAAAGAAAACAAAUGUGGUACAAAGUUUAACAUAAAAAUAGUAGGAGAAGAAGACCCGUUUAUUGAAAAGAUUCCCAGAAACCUUCACAAUUGUAACUUUAAUAUCAUCUCGCCAAUAUCAGAGUUUAACCUUUACUUUGACGAUAAGACCAAAAAGGGUUUCAUUCCUUCGUACCUCAAUACAGUGGGGCAAAAAUUAGGUCUAAAAGUAAAUUUUAAGUCUAUAAACAAUUAUUUUAAUCACCAGUCAAAAUAUGGAAACCACGAAUUAUUAAUGUACGAUUUGGAAACUUUUGACAUAGAAGCAGCAAUCUACGGGGCUUACUUUGAUAUACGUCUACCUGAUUAUCAAUGUGAAUACUCCAUUAUGAUGUACCAAACAUUCAUGUACCUCAUUUGUCCCCCUCGAAGGCCGAUUAUUCCCAAUUUACUAGUCCUGUUCUCGCUAAAAAUAUACUUUCUUUACAUUCUGUCUAUUUUGGUAAUUGCUGUUGUAUGGAAACUAUCCUGUAGACUACAAUUCGGGGUAGCUAUGAUGGACACGUACCGCUUGUUUGUAGCAUUGCAAACAAACGUGAAACAGAUCGUAAAUCCCAAAACAAGCUUAUUUUUAAUGUUGGUAAUGUGGUAUAGUAUUCACAUGAGUUUAUUUUACCAAACUGAGUUAAGUAGCAAAUUAACGUCUCCUACGUUAACUCCAAAAAUUAAAAACAUUGAAGACUUUUUACAAUCUGAUCUAAAAUUUUACAGUAAUCCUUCGAUGAAUGCAAUGAUGCUGCCGAGAGGUCUAGAUACAUAUAACAGAUUGAUGAAAAAAACUGUAAAUGCAGUCAAUCUUCUGAAAGCUUUCAAUUUAUUUCUGGAAAAGCCAGACCAUGCAUAUAUUCUACUCAGUAAUUUGCUCUAUCAACUAAAAAAUAUUAAUGAUUUUGAAGUUAUUUACGAUGAUCCAUUAAUAUCAGUGAACGUUAACUUAGUACUAAAAAGAAAUCACCCUCUUAUAUACAGAUUUAAUUAUUGGAUCCAAGCAGUUCAAGAAGCAGGUUUGCCUUCAAAAUGGUUAUACAGUAACUCCGUGAAUCUGAAAAAAUUGGAAGCUCAUUAUGAGCUAAAGCCAAGUACGGAAUUUAAAAAACUAACCAUGAAAAACUUACAAAGUUGUUUUUUGUUUCUAGUAGCUGGAAAUAUUCUUUCAAUUAUUACAUUUUUGAUAGAAUUAGUGAAGAAAAGGGAGAUUGUCCAAUACUAA
This is a messenger RNA of Diabrotica balteata, 1719 nucleotides long. The record is from the annotation of a GenBank genome assembly. Lineage: Eukaryota; Metazoa; Arthropoda; Insecta; Coleoptera; Chrysomelidae.